GCAAGGGGCCGGAGGGUAGAUUGUGCAAGGGGCCGGAGGGUAGAGGCCCUGAAGGCUAAACACUCCCUUGGCAGGGGGCCGAAGGCAGAGCCCCUGAUAGGUAAAUGCCCCUAUGGCCCUAUGGUCUGCUCUAAAAGCCCAGGGACCAUGGGACGCCGCAAGUCAAAGAGGAAGCCUCCCCCCAAAAGGAAGAACAUUGAACCCUUAGACACGCAGUUCAAUUGCUCAUUUUGUAACCACGAGAAAUCUUGUGAGGUUAAGAUGGACAAACCACGAAAUGCUGGAAGGGUCUCGUGCCGUGUUUGUCUGGAGGACUUCCAGUGUACUAUUAAUUAUCUCUCUGAAGCUGUUGAUGUCUACAAUGAAUGGAUUGAUGCUUGUGAAUCUGCUAAUUGAUGAACCUACUCCUGAAGAUUUUUGGGAAACAUUCACCCUUUACAUUUGGUGUUCCUCAAGCAGAAAUAGCUUAAAAUAUGUCAUUUACCACAUGCAUGUAUUCUUUGAUUCGCAAGCUGAUAAAGCUACAGAAUAUUUGACAUCUUUCAGAAGUCGUUGGCAGAAGUGCCACUCAAUGUAGAAUCACCCUCAUUGUUAACCAUUCUUGGCAAUCUUAAUGUUUGCAAAAUUAAACUCACUUCACAUCAUAUGUCAUUAUCAUACAAAUGUUUGCCAGCGAUGGAUUUAGGUCUUGUGUUCUGAUUUUAGUAUCUUGGAUUUCCCCUUUUAAUAAAUAGAGAAAACUACUAUCAAAAUGGAAAGCAAUACUUAUAUUUCUCAGUUUUUGGAAUAGCCAUAUUGGGUAAAUUAUAUAUUGCUUAUAUUAUGUAAAAGCUAUGUGACGUAGCUUGUCACACCAUUAGUAAGGACCGUGUGUCUAAUAUGCAAGGAAUUUGGCUAGAUGGUUACAAGUGAGCUUUGCUGGAGAGUAAAUUUAAAGAAAUGCAAGUUGAGCAUGAUAGACCAUAAACAGAACUAUAUGUAAACUUGGGCAUUCCUUUCUUUGUAAGGCCAGUAAAAACAUUUAGGGGAAGUAAUACUGAACCAAGUCAUUGCUCUUUCAGUCUUCAGUAAUUAACUAGAAAGAAGUAAUGCAGUUCCUGAAGUAGUCUUCCUAAAUCAUCAUUGGCUACAUGAAAAGGACAGUUUUUAAUUCAUUCUUUUUGUCACCCAUUUAUAAGAUUCAUUUUUUUGGUGAGGGAUUUCUUUGUUUCUGUUUGCCGUAUUGUUUAGGCGUCUUCUCCAUGAGUAUUGGUUAGCCAACUAUUUAUUACUGCUGUACCAUUUAUCAAAUGUACAUUAGUUAUUGAAAAUGAACCAAAGUCAGGGUUGGGAAGUACUGCCAUUUCCAGACUUCAAGAUCUUGUGAAUUUAGAUAUCCAAAUUAUUGAUUAAUGUAACUGUUAAGACAAAUUAAUGGCUAUCUUGAGCAUAACUUUAUGAAGUACCAAAAGAUAGAAAAUACUACUAGAUAGUACCGCUGGUAUAUUUUAGCUGCAUUCAUGGUUUUGCCUUUAUUUGGGGGGACCAGUACUUCUAGAGAUUUUGCAGGUAGCUUUGGAGCCAUAUUCUUAGUAGCUACAGCAAUCUUGAUUUCUCAGCACGUAAAUUUCUAGGUGGAGAAUGAUAUUAGUUUAAUAAUAAUGGUGAUACUUCCUGCCACAAAUAAUCAGUCAUUAUAUUUAGUUUUUGGUCUCUAAUAUACCUACAGUCAUUAUUACAUACCAAACUAUUUCCACAGAAAGAAAAUUAACUGACAAGAUAAAACCAGAUAAUUUUGGUUGUAUUUUCUUACUUGUAGCAUUUUGUUCACAUUCCUGUAUUUCCAGUAAAUACGGUUUAUCAGUAGUUACAAGAUAAAUCUGUAUUAGUGGACUUGGAACAGAUGCACUGCAAAUAACCCUUUUACACAAGUGUGUGUAGCUAAUGGCUUCAAGACUGAUGUGGAAUUUGCCUGUGAAAGGUCUUCAGUGUCAAGGAAAAUCUUUUUCUUAAUCUAGUAAACAAAGAUGUUCA
Molecule: messenger RNA, 2013 nt
Organism: Penaeus monodon (black tiger shrimp)
Lineage: Eukaryota; Metazoa; Arthropoda; Malacostraca; Decapoda; Penaeidae
Product: transcription elongation factor 1 homolog
Exons: 3
Coding region: 121-396 (91 amino acids)
Biological process (GO): transcription elongation by RNA polymerase II
Cellular component (GO): transcription elongation factor complex
Molecular function (GO): RNA polymerase II complex binding
Source: RefSeq, a predicted model, not a curated record